AUGGGAACGAAGAAGCGCCAGCGCUCCGAGAGCUUCCAAGGCGACUCAGGCAGCGACGGCGACGCCCGCCAGCGAUUGGACGUUUUCCGCGCGCGCAUGUUCGCGUUGCCGCAAGAAGGAUCGCCCGUGGCGGCAGAAGAGACGCCCCGCGUGCUGUUGAAGGCAAAGGACAAGCGCCUGAAAAAGCAGUUGACGCGUGACGGCGACGUGGACGAUCAGGAAGUCGUACCAAUAAUGAAACUCGUCACUUUGAAGAAGCAGAAGAAGCAGAAGGAAAAGAAGAAAGAGAUGAUGAUGAAGAGGGAAGAGGAGCAGGUGGUGACAGAUGAGGAGACAAUGACGGAGAAGAAGAAGCAGAAGAAGAUGGAGAAGGAGAAGAUGAAGAGGGAAGAGGAGCAGGUGGCGACAGUUGAGGAGACAACGACGGAGAAGAAGAAGCAGAAGAAGAUGAAGAGGGAAGAGGAGCAGGUGGCGACAGAUGAGGAGACAACGACGGAGAAGAAGAAAAGAAGAAGAUGGAGAAGGAGAAGAUGA
Molecule: messenger RNA, 534 nt
Organism: Hyaloperonospora brassicae
Lineage: Eukaryota; Oomycota; Peronosporomycetes; Peronosporales; Peronosporaceae
Source: the annotation of a GenBank genome assembly